This is a messenger RNA of Lodderomyces oxycetoniae, 990 nucleotides long. It is a transcript of the gene CKA2, whose product is annotated as casein kinase 2 catalytic subunit. Gene Ontology annotation, cellular component: cytosol; protein kinase CK2 complex; nucleus. The record is from RefSeq and is a predicted model, not a curated record. The transcript has a single exon. Gene Ontology annotation, molecular function: ATP binding; protein serine/threonine kinase activity. Lineage: Eukaryota; Fungi; Ascomycota; Pichiomycetes; Serinales; Debaryomycetaceae. Bases 1 to 990 code for a protein of 329 amino acids. Gene Ontology annotation, biological process: peptidyl-threonine phosphorylation; DNA damage response; peptidyl-serine phosphorylation.
AUGACUACUAGAACGAGAGUAUACUCGAUAGCCAGAGUAUACUCUGAUGUGAAUAACACCAAGCCGUCAGAAUAUUGGGAUUACGAAAACCAUAAAAUCGUAUGGGGGGAUAUAAAGAAUUACGAAAUUGUUAGUAAAAUAGGACGAGGCAAGUACUCGGAAGUGUUCCAAGGGCUAAAUGUCUUGAACGAUGAGCCGUGUGUGAUCAAAGUGUUGAAACCUGUAAAGUUGAAGAAGAUUUUUCGAGAAGUGAAAAUAUUGCAGAAUCUAACAGGCGGGCCGAAUAUUGUUGGAUUAUUGGACGUUGUUCGAGAUGAACAGUCUAAAAUACCUGCGUUGAUAUUUGAAAAAGUCAACAAUGUUGAUUUCCGGGUCUUGUAUCCGAAAUUCACAGUCAAAGAUAUUCAAUAUUAUUUCACACAACUAUUAAUUGCACUAGACUAUUCUCAUUCCAUGGGAAUAAUCCAUCGAGACGUGAAACCGCAAAAUAUUAUGAUAGAUCCAAUGAACAAAAAACUCAGAUUAAUAGAUUGGGGGUUGGCAGAGUUUUAUCAUUCAGGUAUGGAUUAUAACGUGAGAGUUGCUUCGAGAUAUCACAAGGGCCCAGAGUUGCUAAUAAAUUUGCAACAAUAUGAUUACUCGCUCGAUUUGUGGUCUGUUGGGUGUAUGUUGGGAGCAAUAAUUUUCAAAAAGGAGCCGUUAUUCAGAGGCGAUUCCAAUAACGACCAAUUAGUCCAAAUUGCAAAAGUCUUGGGAACCGAUGGGUUGAUGAGGUAUGCAAACAAAUACAGUAUAAAGUUGAGCUCGGAUUAUGAUGAUAUGUUGGAGAACUACCCCAGGAAACCUUGGAAAGCUUUUAUUAGUAACGAAAACCGACAUUUGAUAAGUGAAGAGGUUUUGGAUUUGAUAGACAAGUUACUUCAGUAUGAUCAUCAGCUUAGGCCGACAGCCAAGGAAGCCAUGAAUCAUCCCUUUUUCAAGUUGCAGUAA